ACCUAGAUAACUAUUAUGAAUCAAUUCAGUGCGGCUUACAAAGUGUGCUGGAACCUGUGCGACGAGCCCAACGCGCCUCCCACCGCCAACUGCAGUGGUCAGUGCAACGGCGCUGACUUGCUCGCGGCCUUCGACGCCGCCAUCCAAGACAGCGUCGACGUCAUCUCCGUCUCUCUCGGAGGCGGCGCAUGAAGCGUGGAUUACUUCAGCGACAGCUCCGCGAUCGGUGCGUUCCACGCUGUUGCCCAAGGCAUCGCCGUGGUGUACUCAGCCGGCAACAGCGGCCCUUUCCUUUUAGGGGUCGUGAACAACGCCGCCCCUUGGGUGAUCACCGUGGCCGCCAGCACCAUCGACAGGGACUUCAAAAAGACCAUUACUUCCACCAACAACAAGCAGAUACAGGUCGGAUUCCAUCUUCUUCGUUCCUCUACUUUCUCAUGCUGAUCUAAGCUCAGAAAACGUAGGAAACAAUUCUAAUAAACAGAUCUUCUUCUCAGGGCAGGAGCUUCACGCUGAAAUCUCUUGACACAGGGAAGAAAUACACAUUGAUCAGAGCUGUCGACGCCAUAGCUGCUAAUGCUUCCAAGGAUGACGCCACGUUGUGCGAUCCGCAUUCCAUCGAUGCUGCAAAGGUGGAGGGCAAGAUCGUCUUGUGCCAGCGUGGUCCUCCGCCGCCUGUACUAGACAACUUCCCUCAGGUGUCUGGCGCCGCCGGAACGAUUGUCAUCGACAACAAUAAACGCGGCGACAACUUCCUGAUGACCGCCUUCAUGGACCAGGCGCAUCUGCUGAUCUCCGAAAAAGAUGGUCAAGCUCUUCAAUCGAACAUCCGUGACUCCAAGUACAGAGGAACACUCGACUUCUUAUCAUCUCUUCCGUAUACGUCCUCGUAACAUGUCGAUGGAUGACUGUAGAUCAAAUGACCUUUCGAUCUCCGGGCCGACGACGGAGCUAAAGACCGGCGCCUGCGGUGGCCUACUUCUUUUCUCCUGGACCCAAUUACCAUAGCCCACUUCAGCGACCCGCCAUACGCGUGCCCGAAGCAGAAGAUCGAGGAGCACAACCUGAACUACCCCAUGAUAGCCAUCCGCUAUCCCACGACGACGGCGACAGCGACUCGCACCGUGAAGAACGUCGGCCCGCCUGGCACGUACAAGGUGCAGGUCACGCAGCCCGUCGGGAUCACGCUGUCGGUGACGCCGUCGACCCUCGAGUUCAAGAGCGUCUCUCCUUCUAGGGUUUCCAAAUGCCGACACGGCGGCCGCUUCCGCUAUCGUCCUUUCGCCGGAGUCCCUCUCGGCUGCCGGCCGGACAGCGGAAAAGCUGAGCCUCUCGGCGCUGCAGUCCAAGAUGAAGUGCGACCCCGAGGGGUACGAGGCGGAGCUCCUACUCCUCUACCGCCACUUCGAGUCCUCCCUCCACCUCUUCCGGCACCAGUCCGCCCUCAGGCCCUCCUCCGACCUCUCCCUGGGCAAGGAUCUCGGGGACUUAACCAUGUUCCUCUCCCAUGUCACCCCUUUCUACCCGGAUAAGCUUGCAAACUUCCCCCGACAGAUGGCCGACCUCCUCCGUGUCGAUUCCCGGGCCCUUCCAUCGUCGUUGAGGUGCCAUCUUGAGCAAGCCCUGAUCCUCCUCGUCAAUAGAAAGAUCUUUGAUAUUGAAGAAACUCUCGAAUUGUUUAUGGACCUUCAGAUUCUUGGUGACCGGACCUUAAGAAAACUGGCCUUUUCACAUGUCGUAGAUAACAUUCAACGCAUGAACCAGAAACACAAUAACGAAGCCAAGAAUCGCAAACUGCAGAAUAUUCUUUUUUUGAUGCUGCAGGGGGAGGAGGAACAGAGGGCCAAAAGGUCUCUUGUUAUUCUUUGUGAUCUGCAUAGACGGAGGGUGUGGUUUGAUGAUCGUACAGCUAAUGCCAUUUGCACUGCCUGUUUCCAUUCAUCUUCAAGGAUUAUGAUAUCUGCUCUCUCAUUUCUUCUUGGUUAUGAACAAAUUGAAGAGGAGGAUGACAGUGAAGCCUCAAGCAGUGAAGACGAUACAACUAGUCAACAGCCUAUUACUCUUAGCCGAGAAGCUAUUUACAAGGCAAAUCAUAAAGGUACGCCUGCCAGCAAGAAAAAAAAGAAGGCAAAGUUGCAGCGUGCGAUACGCAACAUGAAAAGGCAGCAGCGAAUAACAUCACAAAGUAACAGCUCCAGUUACUAUUCACCUCUUACUCAUUUAAAAGAUGCACAGGGUUUCGCUGAGAAACUGUUCUCUCGCCUUCAAAGAUGCAAUGAACGCUUUGAGGAUAGGAUGAUGAUGUUGAAGGUAAUAGCCAGAAAUGUUGGAUUGCACCGUCUGAUCUUGUUAAAUUUUUAUCCAUUUCUUCAAAAAUAUGUUCAGCCUCAUCAACAUGAUGUCACCGAUUUGCUUGCUGCAGCUGUCCAGGCCUGCCAUGAUAUGGUACCUCCUGAUGCGGUUGAACCCUUAUUUAAACAAAUUGUGAAUCAGUUUGUGCAUGAUCGUUCUCGCACAGAGGCCAUUGCUGUUGGGCUGAAUGUUGUGAGGGAGAUCUGUAUCAGGAUGCCUUUGUUAAUGAAUGAAGAUCUGCUUCAAGACUUGGUCUUAUACAAAAAAUCACAUGAGAAGGCAGUUUCUUCAGCAGCUCGCUCCUUGAUAACUUUAUUCAGAGAGAUAUGCCCUUCUUUAUUGGUGAAGAAGGACCGUGGCCGUCCGGUCAAUCCCAAAGCAAGGCCAAAAGCAUAUGGAGAAGUUAGUAUAGCUACUGAUGUGCCUGACAUAGAGUUGCUGGAACACGUUGAUAACUCGAUGACUGAUAGUUCUGAUGCUGAGGCUUCUGCAUCAGAUUUGGAUGAUGAGUAUGACAGUGAUGCUGAGCCAGAGAAAGAGGAUGCUUCUUUGGAAGAUGAAGAAGAGGAUGAUGAGGUUUCAGAUAAAAAAAAUGAAGAAGAUUUAGGUAACAGUGAUAACAUUGAUGGGGAGGAAGAUGAUGGUGAUGAUAUUGAUGAGAAUGCUGCCUAUGAUGAAUAUGAUAGUGAUACUAAAGAAGAUGUGGAUCUUAGUGAUGAUAAUAUGGAUAUCUCCAGUGAGCUAGAUGCAUCAAGGAAAAAGUCAUCUAAUGACAUCUGCAGUGAUGAUGACCUCAGUAAUCAUGAAUGCGCUAGUGAUGACAACGAUGAAAUAAAGGAAGAGGAGAAGGCCAAAUCAAAGAAGAGGAAGUUUACGGAUUAUGUUGGACAACUGAAUACUUCAGAGUCAAGUCUUCGCGCCCUUAAAAGACUAACAAUGGCCAAGAUGUCGCAGAAAGCAUCGGAUGAAACAGAUGGAAUUCUUUCUAAUGAAGAUUUUCAACGUAUAAAAGAGUUGAAGGCAAAGAAAGAAGCAAAGCUGGUUAUGGCUCAGCAAGGUCUUUUGAGAAAGGGUAUAGACUCGAAAGUCUCAUCUUUCAAAAUUCCCUCUUCUGAGCAAUUAACUAUAAAGCCAGUGGAUCCUGCUAUGCUAGAGGUCCACAUUAAAAGAAAGCUUAGCAAGGAGGAACGACUGACCCUAGUAAGAGCUGGGAGGGAGGAUAGAGGAAAGUAUCAGGCCAGAACUGCUGUGAAACAAAAAAAGACGGGUGGUCUAAGCAAUCGCCAAAAGGAACAUAAAAAGAAGAUGCCUCUUGCUGCCAAAAGAGCAAAAGUAGCUCGCUCUAGGCAGGAUAAAAAACAGCAACAAAGGCGGUCAGGCAAGCAGUUCCAGGGGAGGAAAGCAUGGAAGUGACAAAAUUUCAUAGUUUCCUAAAAUUUCAUGGCUUCGUAAAGUGGCAAGAUUUCGUAAAAUUUUGACUCCAUGCAGUUUCUUCCAUCAGAAAAUUUCAUUUCAAACAUGCCUCGUCUAAAAAGUUAUGAUUUCUGCUUAGAAUUUUGAUUUAUUUUCUUCUGUUGUGUAAAUCUUUAGCUGAUUUCAGAUGAGCUAUUUGUAAAUCAAAGCUGCCUUUUGUCUUCGUUGAAUGCUGUUGCAAGGAAAUAGAGCUACAGAUUUUAUUGAUUGUUGUCUUUGGUUGGAGUCGGAUUAGGACAUCCAUUUUUUAUUUGUAUACCCAUUUUCUUUGUGUUUCAA
This is a messenger RNA of Musa acuminata AAA Group (dessert banana), 4104 nucleotides long. RefSeq lists its product as uncharacterized. The coding region runs from base 1351 to 3765 and encodes 804 amino acids. Lineage: Eukaryota; Viridiplantae; Streptophyta; Magnoliopsida; Zingiberales; Musaceae. The record is from RefSeq and is a predicted model, not a curated record. The transcript is spliced from 16 exons. Gene Ontology annotation, cellular component: nucleolus. Gene Ontology annotation, biological process: ribosomal large subunit export from nucleus; ribosomal large subunit biogenesis.